Colletotrichum acutatum is the source of this 1496-nucleotide messenger RNA. RefSeq names its product FAD binding domain-containing protein. The record is from RefSeq and is a predicted model, not a curated record. Bases 1 to 1365 code for a protein of 454 amino acids. Gene Ontology annotation, molecular function: FAD binding. Lineage: Eukaryota; Fungi; Ascomycota; Sordariomycetes; Glomerellales; Glomerellaceae. The transcript has 4 exons.
AUGCGGAAGACCAACGUUCCUCCAAUCACAGUACCUGCCAAGCUCACAGGAUCAGAUAGUAGUUCAAUGCAAAGAAGAGGCUGCGAAAGCUUUCGAGCGCUGGCUAAAGACACCGAGGUUCAUCCAGCCUGCUUCGUGACGCCCGAAAGCGCGAGAGAGUUCACAGUCAAGAGCGGCGGUCAUAUGGCGUUCGCAGGUGGAUCGAAUAUCGAAGACGGUGUCACCGUCGACCUCGCACGCAUCAAUCAGGUGACUGUGUCAGAUGACCGUCAGACAGUGUCCAUUGGACCUGGAAACCGCUGGUACAACGUCUCACAAGUGCUCGAUCCACUAGGUCUCGCCGUCGUCGGGGGCAGGGUCAAUGAUGUUGGUGUCAGCGGGCUCAUCCUAAGAGGCGGCAUCUCUUUCUUCUCAGGCGAGUAUGGAUGGGCUUGUGACAACGUGCGCAACUUCGAAGUCGUUUUGGCGUCUGGCGAAAUUGCACUUCGUGGGGGUGGAGGCUCCAACUUUGGCGUCGUGACCCGGUUCGACCUCGUCGCUUUUGAGCAGGGAGAUGUGUGGCUUUACAACCCCAUCUACACUCUAGCUUCCAGUUCAGAUCUCGUGCCGGCAUUCGUCGACCUGGUUGUUGAUGGUCUACCAUCAGACCACGAUGCACACACGUUCUUCGUGAUUACGAACUUUCCAGGCUAUGGCGACAUCAUUGCGAACUACAUGUAUCACGCUAAACCUCCCAUGGUUGCAGAAGAUGUGCCACCCGUCUUCGUUGACGCGAUAGCCGUUCCCGGGGCUGUUUCAACAACGACACUGGUGGCCAACAUUUCUACUCAUACGAUCAACCUUUCAGAACCCUAUGGUAUGCGCAAGUCGUGGUCAGGUACUUCUGUCUACCUCAAAGAGGGCUCAGCCCAGCUCCUCCAGGACAUUAUUCAGUUGUGGCAGGCUCAUGCCCAGGAUGUUAUGGCUGCCGCCGGCAAAACAAACACAACAUUGUCACCUCUGCUCGUGUAUCAGCCGAUCUCAACCAACAUCAUCGAGGCGAUGCAGAAGAAUGGCGGCAAUGCCCUCGGGCUCGCGCCAGAAGAAGGCCCGCUCGUUCACAUUCAGGUCACAACGCACUGGGAGACGUCCAAGUUGGAUUGCCUUGUGGAGGAAAGCGUCGCAAAGCUGAUUGAUGAGAUUGAUGCUCUUGCAGAGCAGAGAGGCCUUGCGGCAAACUACAUCUAUAUGAACUACGCGGGCAAGCAUCAGGAUGUCUACGGAGGCUAUGGAUCCGAGAACCACGACCGUUUGAGAAAGAUUUCCGAUAUCUACGACCCGGAGAGGUUGUUUAAAGGGCUAUGGAGGGGGUAUUUCAAGGCAUGAAGACUUCUCGGUUGUUGAAUCUCCCAGACGUUGUGUCUACUCGGCGAAUCAAAAACUUGUACAUAAAUCUACUCAUGUACGUUACAUCUCAGUACGAUCAACGUUUCACUGGUAUUAUCAAUGGUUACUGC